UCCCUCGGGGCUCGCCGCUCGCCGCCGCCGCCGCCGCUCGUCCCCGUUCCGCCGCCGCCGCCGGCCCCCAGCGCCAGAGCGCGUCCGCGCCCAGGAUGGACGUUCCCGUCCCCGCGGGCCCUGCCACCGCCGCCCUCCCCAAGCACAUCCUGGACGUCUGGGUCAUCGUCCUCAUCAUCCUGGCCACCAUCCUCGUCAUGACGGCCUUGGUGCUCUGCCCGGCCACGGCGGUCAUCAUCUACCGGGUGCGGACUCACCCCACGCGCAACGGGAUCGUCUGAGCACUGCGGGCAAUGGGGGGCCGCGGCCGGGCCCGGAGCCGUCCGGCGCUGGGACGCCCGCCCCGCACCACGCCUCGGGGGGCUGGCGCCGGGCACGACGGCCGGGCGGCUGGGUCGUCCCCGCUCCGAGCCCCUGCCCGGCUUCGGGGGGCGAGGGGCGAGGGGUGCGAAUGCCCGGCGAAGCAAUUCCGUUGUAGGAGUCGCGGCUGCCGGGGCGGUGGGGAGCAAGGGCCGGGCCGAGGCGGGUUUGGCUUCUGCCUGUGCAUUUAAUACCGCACCCAAAGUGUUGGUGAAGAAGCCUGUUUGGCUCGGAAACACGGCUGGCGCCCGCUUUUCUACACAGCGGGGAGCUGCUGGUGCCCUUGGAGAGCGCCGCGGGGCGCCCGGCUCCUCGGCCCCGCGAGGCCGGGGAGCGCAGGCAGCUCCCCCCGGGGCGGGCCGGGCCGGGCCGGGGGGCUCGGGGGUCGCCGCUGGCCCGGCGGGAGGGGAGCGGAACGGAGCGGAGGGGCCGUGCGGGCUGGGGGGCUCCGAGGUCGCCCCGUGCUACGAAAUAAAAGGGUUUUAUUCUGCUCGCCA
Rhea pennata is the source of this 857-nucleotide messenger RNA. RefSeq names its product small integral membrane protein 3 (gene SMIM3). The transcript has 2 exons. Bases 96 to 281 code for a protein of 61 amino acids. Lineage: Eukaryota; Metazoa; Chordata; Aves; Rheiformes; Rheidae. The record is from RefSeq and is a predicted model, not a curated record.